UUCGAAUUACGUUUGGAGCUGCUGAAUUUGGUUCAUCAAUCUGAAUCGUUUUGGGUAUUCUUCUUCGUUCUUGUUCAAAUCGUUCUUUUAUUUCAAUCUUUCUUAAGAUGGUCUGCUUGGUUCCUCGUACCGGAAGGCACUUGCAGCGAUAUGAUAACUUGGGCCGCCGCCAAGUUGUCGGGUGAGUAUUUGUUCUUUUCUGAAAUGGAUUUUUGGUCAGAUUUUUCAUGCUGGGACUGUUUCCAGUCCAUGUUUUUCUUUUCCAUAAACGAAACCUCGUUGAUUUCUUCAAAUUUGACGAUUUGCAGAAGCAUUCCCUAUAGAUACAAAUCCACCAGUGAUGGAACCACUAGUAAUGAUCUCGAAGUUCUUGUAAUCUCUUCCCAAAAAUGUCAAAAAAUGAUGUUCCCCAAGGGUGGUUGGGAGCUCGAUGAAUCUAGAGAAGAAGCUGCACUAAGAGAAUCACUUGAAGAAGCUGGUGUUCUAGGCAUUGUCGAGUGUGAACUGGGGAAAUGGGAUUUCAUAAGCAAAAGACAUGGCACAUUUUAUGAAGGCUAUAUGUUCCCUUUGCUUGUGAAAGAAGAACUUGACUUCUGGCCAGAACAAAAUCUCAGACAAAGGACUUGGAUGAAUGUUGAAGAAGCAAGGGAUGUUUGUCAGCAUUGGUGGAUGAAGGAAGCUUUAGACAUAUUGGUUCAAAGACUAAACACAGUGGACCAACAAAAUGAACAAAAAUUUCCCAAUUUGUGCACUGAUUUAGCAGCUAAAAUCUCCCAAUUUGUGCACUGAUUUAGUAGCUGGGAAAUGCUAGGAAAAUAACUGUAAAUUAUUGGGAUGCAAAUUACGUGGAGAGAUUCUAUGUCGA
This is a messenger RNA of Hibiscus syriacus, 865 nucleotides long. RefSeq names its product nudix hydrolase 18, mitochondrial-like. The record is from RefSeq and is a predicted model, not a curated record. Gene Ontology annotation, cellular component: nucleus; cytoplasm. The transcript has 4 exons. Bases 151 to 789 code for a protein of 212 amino acids. Lineage: Eukaryota; Viridiplantae; Streptophyta; Magnoliopsida; Malvales; Malvaceae. Gene Ontology annotation, molecular function: pyrophosphatase activity.